Messenger RNA from Juglans microcarpa x Juglans regia, 1817 nucleotides. RefSeq names its product xaa-Pro dipeptidase. Bases 71 to 1591 code for a protein of 506 amino acids. Gene Ontology annotation, molecular function: metalloaminopeptidase activity; manganese ion binding. The transcript is spliced from 16 exons. Lineage: Eukaryota; Viridiplantae; Streptophyta; Magnoliopsida; Fagales; Juglandaceae. The record is from RefSeq and is a predicted model, not a curated record.
AUGCGAAUGGGUUGCGUUUGAAAAAGGCCAAAACGCUCGUUCGAAGAGGAGAAAGAAAGGAGAAUCAUCAAUGGAGAAAGCGAGAGAAGCGAUCUCCAUGUCUUCGUCUUUGUCUUCGUCGUCCCUCUCUCCGCCGCAAGUACCGAUGGAGCUCCACGUCACCAACCGAGAGAAGCUCCUGAAAUCUCUCCGCCACCACCUCUCCGAGUUAUCUCGUCCUCUCCACGGCUUUGUCUUCCUCCAGGGUGGCGAGGAGCAAACGCGCCACGACACUGACCACAUCGAACUCUUCAGGCAGGAGAGUUACUUUGCUUACCUAUUUGGAGUCAGAGAACCAGGCUUCUAUGGAGCUAUUGACAUAAUGACUGGAGAGUCCAUCCUGUUUGCUCCUCGCUUACCUGCAGAUUAUGCUGUUUGGUUGGGAGAAAUAAAGUCACCAUCAUACUUCAAGGAAAGAUACCUAGUUAGCGUGGUAUACUACACAGAUGAGAUUGCUAGAGUUUUACAUGACCAUUUCCAAGGAUCUGGGAAACCCUUGUUGUUUCUAUUGCAUGGGCUCAAUACCGACAGCAAUCAAUAUGCAAAACCAGCGGAGUUUGAGGGUGUGGACAAGUUUGAGAUGGAUAUGGAAACCUUGCAUCCCAUUUUGACUGAAUGCCGUGUUUUGAAGUCAGAGCUGGAGCUUGCUGUUAUCCAGUAUGCCAAUGAUAUAAGCUCUGAAGCUCAUGUUGAGGUUAUGAAAAAAACUAGAGUGGGAAUGAAAGAGUAUCAAUUGGAAAGCGUGUUUCUUCACCACACCUACAUGUAUGGUGGUUGUAGGCACUGCUCAUACACAUGUAUUUGUGCUACGGGUGAAAAUAGUGCUGUGCUCCAUUAUGGGCAUGCAGCGGCUCCAAAUGACAGGACCUUGGAAGAUGGAGAUAUGGCAUUGUUUGAUAUGGGAGCUGAAUAUCAUUUUUAUGGGUCUGACAUAACUUGUUCAUUUCCUGUUAAUGGGAAGUUUACUAGUGAUCAGUCACUCAUUUAUAAUGCUGUCCUUGAAGCACACAAUGCUGUUAUAUAUACAAUGAAACCUGGAGUAAACUGGGCUGAUAUGCACAUGUUAGCAGAGAAAGUUAUCCUUGAAUCGUUGAAGAAAGGAUGCAUUGUUGUUGGCAAUGUGGAUGAUAUGAUGGCUAAACGAUUGGGUGCUGUUUUCAUGCCUCAUGGUCUAGGGCAUUUCCUUGGUAUUGACACGCAUGAUCCCGGGGGCUACUUAAAGGGAGCGGAAAGACAAAAAGAACCUGGAUUGAGGUCUUUACGUACAACCCGAGAGCUCCUGGAGGGAAUGGUGAUAACUGUAGAGCCUGGAUGCUACUUCAUUGAUGCUUUAUUGCUUCCUGCCAUGGAAAGUCAAAGCACAUCAGGAUUCUUCAAUCAGGAAGUAAUCGGAAGAUUUAAAGGUUUUGGGGGAGUUCGAAUUGAAAGUGACGUGCAUGUCACUGCCAGUGGUUGCAAGAACAUGACAAAGUGUCCCCGGGAAAUCUUGGACAUCGAAGCUGUGAUGGCGGGGGCACCAUGGCCGCUUGAGAAGCAACCUCCAUCUAUUUAGAAAUGGUUACCGUCCAUAGCAAUGUGCUCUACAACUGGUUGAAUUGUGCUGUUGUGAAUUUGGUACUGCUAAAAUAUGAAACAUAGCAGUUCAGCACAGAAUAAUGUAUGUAGUCAUUGCUGAAGGCAUUUUGUUUGCCUGCCAAAGUUUACAGCACUGUGUUACUAAUAAUGGGCCAAAAUUGAGGAAACUAUUGAGUUAGGCACUGAACUUUAUUUUCCAUAAA